This is a messenger RNA of Danaus plexippus (monarch butterfly), 1285 nucleotides long. RefSeq lists its product as uncharacterized. The transcript has a single exon. Lineage: Eukaryota; Metazoa; Arthropoda; Insecta; Lepidoptera; Nymphalidae. The coding region runs from base 172 to 885 and encodes 237 amino acids. The record is from RefSeq and is a predicted model, not a curated record.
GCAAAUGUCAUUUUAGAGAAUGUUUGUGAUUUAUUGAGAAUUUUUUAAUAGUUAUAUUUUUGUAUGUUUUUGUUUCUCAUUUUCGACCAAAAUAUUAUCUUUAAAAUUAUUUAAAUUGUUUAUGUUCGUCCAUGUAAUUAUUUAGAACAUUAAUUGUGGUUUGAACCCAAAAUGUAUAAGCACCUGAUAAUAUGCAACAUUUUGUUUAUUUCUUUUAUAUUAGGAGAGGUAAUUCCUGUUUCGAAGGUCAGUGAUACGAAUCUGGCGCUGAAUAAGAUACCUCCCGUAAGUAAGGAUUCCGCUAAUCACACCCUACUCACUGAGGGUGGUGCAGUUACGUCAAACAAUUCAGUGACUCUGCCUAAAGAAAACCAUACUUUGAUAAACAUAGAUAAGGAGCUCACUAUAAAUAAGCCAAAGUCUGUCGUUCCACGGAAAGGUGUCAAAUAUAGUCCAGAAGAUGACAUCAGCAAAUCAGAACACUUAUUGGAUGAUAGCUCAUCCAUUGCUAAAAACCAAAAUAAUCUGAUAGCAAAUGUUACAUCAGUUACACCUAUUAGUGUCAACAAAACAUCUGUCCUAAACGGAACAGACAAGUUGAAUGUAACAAAAACACUUAAACCGCUGGUGCUAUCUCACGAAGCCCUAGCCAAAAUGGAUGAAGUGAACCAUGUUCAUAUACAAGAGGACGAGCCUGAUGUUAAAGUACAAGUGAUGAAGGCUGGCAGUCACCCUGGCCUUAUAAUACCAAUUGUGAUAACUAUUUUAGUUGUCCCUAUGUUUGCGGUUGUUGCAUACUUGGCUCUCAAACGAGGAAAGGAAGCCUGGAAGAACAGACACUACAAAAGAAUGGACUUUCUACUCGAUGGGAUGUAUAAUGACUAACUUAGUACAAAACAGUAUUUAUUUAAUGGUCCUAUAAUUCUAAUAAAAAAAAUAUAACAUGAUCGAUGAACAAUCAUAUAAACUAUGAUUAUUUGCUUGCUAUAUUAGAUUUAAAGAAUUUAUUUAGAAUAAGAAUGUGAAGAGAAUUAAUAAUUACAUAUAAGCUCAAAUGAGGUUGAUGUUAUAUAAAUUUAAGCAAUACUGGUGCUUGUUAUGUGCCUUGAUAUUAUUUACCGAUGAGAACUAUUUGUAUUUUUGAUAUUCUAUUUUGUAAUAUAGCCCGCAUAGUUUUCAUAAAGAAUUUAAUUGUUGUGAAUUGUGAUAUAUUCAGAAUUUAAAAUUAAAUGUUAUUGUCAUAUUUAAUGAUUAUUUUAUAAAAAUAAAUUGUUGAUAUUUAAAA